CUUUUUUUGGUUUUUUCUUCUUUUUCCCGUUUCCUUUUUCAUCUUCCUUCCUUUUGCUCCUGUAAAUCCUAACACCUGAAACCACCUUCGAAUUUCCUCACCAAAUCAAUUCAUCUUUCUUUCCCUUGACUUUCCUCACCCCUUUCUCUUCCAGAUCUGCUGGGUUCUUAAAGCUGCUGGGCUUCAUUUCUUUCUUUUUUUUUUGGUUAAAAAGAAGUGAGCGAUUGAUCGGAAUAGAAAGAGAAAGACAUUGGGCUCUUCACCACCGUUUUCUCACUAGAAAUUCUGGAAAUUUAGGGUUUCAAUCUCUGGUUAUACAAGUUUUCUUCGAAAUCUAGGGUUUUUGCAGUGACGGAAUUUGGGGGUUUGAUCUGGCAAGAACCAGAGGAAAGGGUUGAGAAGGGGGAGACAAAAAGAUGAGUUUGUAUUCGGUGCCGUCGAAUUCUCAUGGGAAUCUGGACGAGCAGAUUGAUCAGCUCAUGCAGUGCAAGCCCUUGUCUGAGCAAGAGGAGGGAUUUGUUGGUUCUGGUGCGGGUUUGUUGGGGAUCUGUGAUUUUGUGCGUUUAUUAGAAUUCGGGCAUUUUCUGAUUGAUCUUGAGGCGGAUUCCUUUGUUCUCUCUAGUGGGUUUCUUUCGAACCCAGCAAGAGAGAGAAAUUGGAAGGGAAAAUGUCCAAAUCUGGUGUUGAGGGAGGGAUAGAGAGAGAAAGAAAAUGAAAGGAUGAAAUUGCAGGUUUCAUUGUGGGGUGGGGUGGGGGGGUUAGAUUGUAGAAGGCAAGGCAAUGAAGGAGGAGGAGAAAGGGAAAGACGAAAAUAGAAUAUUUUUUUAGUU
This is a messenger RNA of Rubroshorea leprosula, 830 nucleotides long. Lineage: Eukaryota; Viridiplantae; Streptophyta; Magnoliopsida; Malvales; Dipterocarpaceae. The record is from the annotation of a GenBank genome assembly.